Molecule: messenger RNA, 1323 nt
Organism: Phoenix dactylifera (date palm)
Lineage: Eukaryota; Viridiplantae; Streptophyta; Magnoliopsida; Arecales; Arecaceae
Product: bidirectional sugar transporter SWEET13-like
Biological process (GO): carbohydrate transport
Cellular component (GO): membrane
Molecular function (GO): sugar transmembrane transporter activity
Source: RefSeq, a predicted model, not a curated record
UAUCAAUAUAGAAAGGAGAGGGAGAGAUAGUAGAGAGGGGUUGUUUUUCUUCCUUUGAGGGGGAGGUUUUCCCUUGCUCUUGCUCCUCCUCUUGAGCUCAUCUUGCCUUCUUUCUCCCUGGUCUUAAAGACUAUUCCUGCAAGUUGAGAGAUGGCAGGUCAUUGGGCCUUCAUUGUUGGAAUCAUAGGCAAUGUCAGCUCCUUCCUGGUUUAUCUUGCCCCAGUGCCUACAUUCUAUCAAGUAUAUCGAAAGAGGUCGACGGGAGGAUUCCAAUCAGUCCCCUACUCGGUUGCACUGUUCAGUGCGAUGCUUUGGAUUUUUUAUGCAUUUGUCAAGACUAAUUCCAUGCUUCUAAUUACCAUUAAUUCAACUGGGUGUGUCAUCGAGAUGAUAUACAUCAUCAUGUACCUUGCCUAUGCCCCGAGAUCUGCUAGGAUCUUCACUGCUAAAAUAAUGUUGCUCUUGAAUGUGGGAUUCUUUUCUUUGAUCCUUCUCUCUACUCUUCUGCUGUCAAAAGGCUCCAAACGCGUGAUAGUUCUUGGCUGGAUCUGCAUGUGCUUCUCAGCUUCUGUCUUCGCCGCUCCUUUGAGCAUCAUUAGGCAAGUUGUUCGCACAAGAAGCGUAGAAUACAUGCCAUUCACGCUGUCGCUCUUCCUUACCAUAAGCGCAGUGGCCUGGUUCUUCUACGGACUGCUCACAAACGACCUAUAUGUCAUGUUUCCAAACGUUCUGGGAUUCGCCUUUGGUGCCGUCCAGAUGUUGCUCUACGUAGUAUACAAGUACAUGGUCAAGAAGGUCGUCGUAGAGCCUGCCGUGCUCGAGCACAUCGUCACCAUCGGCGUACAAAAGGCUGGAGUCGAGCUGCAGGUGCCUGCUGAGGAGAGCAGCGACGGCAAGGAAGCCGUGAAGGCAAAUGAGGAGACCAAUGGUCGCGACAAGGGGAAGCCGGGAGAGGAGAAUGGGCUUGAGAUAAGCCCCGUCUGAGUCUUGGUGGUGGCUGGAGCGGUGAUGGAGAGUGAGGUUCCCUUUAGUAGUGAAGCAUCUCAUGCAUGGUUUCAUUUCAUUACUUAGCUAAACCUAGAGAGAGAUGAAACACCAUCUUUCACUCUCUCCCUAUAUCCCGUCUUCUUCUUCUCCCUUUCCAUCUCUAGUUAUAUGUUCUAGUCAUAAGUGAUGUACUAAGGUGCUUUUACACUAGAAAAAAAAGGUGUGCUGCGAAGCUAUUGUUAUCAAAAACCAAAAGCUUGAAGCUUUUAUAUGCAUCUCUUUUGGCAUUAACCAUGUAUUUUUAAUCCAAGGACCUGUUUUCAGUGGAAGCUCCCA